AUGGCGCAGGACCCCCAUCCAGGUGCAGCUCAAGCUAGCCACAUUAACCCCAACGAUGUCGCUCCCAGCCACAUGACCUCGAGCCAGAAGGAAGCCAUCGCCAACGUUGUCGCCCAUGACGCUGCCAAGGGAGCAACCGUCUACAGCUUGGACGAUCAGAAACCCGAGGCAAAGAAAGGCGGCGUUAGGGGUGUCUUUGGUGCUCCUAAGGCUCUCGGCAAGGGUGUUAUGAAUGUUGGCCAGGGUGUUGGCAAAGGUGUUGGCGCUGUCGGCAAGGGUGCCAUCCACGGCGUCGGCGCUGUUGGCGGUGGAGUUGUCCAUGGCGUGGGUGCUGUUGGCGGUGGAGUAGUCCAUGGCGUGGGCGCCGUGGGCAAAGGUGCAGCCGGUGUUGUCACCAAUGUUGGCGGUGCUGCCGUCGGUGGUGUCGGUGCGAUCGGCGGGCAGGCCAAGAAUGCGCUCGGCUCAAUCCCAGGCAUGGGCGCGCUCAAGGACGAUCCCAAGGGCAGUGCUCGUGCCGUCGCCAUUGACACGUCUACCUCUGCCUCCGCUCCGAAGCCUACCGUUUCCCUUGAGGACGCCAAGAAAGCUGCAGCGGCUCCCACAGAGGACGACAUCCCCGGUACGAUCCCCAAGACUGUCCUGCCCGGUAUUCCGGAAUGGAUGGGGAUCGGCUGGAAGGAGGUCGCAGGCGUUGCAGGCAAGGGCAGGCCCGACGCCCAGACGUCCCAGGACCUGAGCAUCCUCAGCGGCUUCCUCAAGGAGCAGUACUACGGCCAGUGGUGGCACAACGCUGGUAUUAUCUUCUUCGCCGUUAUUGCGACCCGCUUCGUCACCUGGCUCCGCUUCGGCUGGGGAUCGCUCUUCAUCAUUCUGGGCACCUGUGCUACUUUCUAUUCUCUCUCGAUUAAACGUACCCGCCAGCGCGCUCGCGAUGACAUUCAGCGCGAGCUGAGCAAGACUCGUCUUAUCACUGACAACGAGUCGGCUGGCUGGCUGAACGGCUUCCUCGAGCGCUUCUGGCUCAUCUAUGAGCCGGUUCUCUCUCAGACCAUUGUUGCUGGCGUUGCGCCUGCCCUCGAGGCCAACUGCCCGAGCUUCCUCGAGUCUCUCAAGCUCACCACGUUCACUCUCGGCAACAAGGCGCCCCGCAUCGACUACGUACGCACAUUCCCCAAGACUCCUGACGAUGUUGUUGUCAUGGACUGGGCACUCUCGUUCACGCCGACCGACGUCUCGGACAUUACACCCAUCCAAGCCAAGAGCCGUGUCAACCCGAAGAUCAUCCUCGAGAUCCGUCUCGGCAAGGGUAUCGUCUCGACGGGCAUGCCUGUCCUGCUCGAGGACAUUUCCUUCUCGGGCCGCAUGCGCAUCAAGAUGACCUUCAUGAGCGACUUCCCGCACAUUCAGAAGGUCGAACUCAGCUUCCUCGAGCAGCCCACGUUCGACUACGUUCUCAAGCCUAUCGGCGGUGAGACCCUAGGCGUUGACAUCAACAGCAUCCCCGGUCUCGCCCCCUUCAUCCGUGACCAGGUCCACGCAAACCUCGGACCCAUGAUGUACGACCCCAACGUCUUCACCCUCGACCUCGAGUCGAUGCUGGCGGGUUCGCCCCUCGACGCUGCCAACGGUGUCCUCAAGAUCCAGGUUAUUGACGCCCAGGACCUCAAGGCCACGAAGUUUGGUGGUGGCGACCCUGACCCGUACGUUUCGAUCUCAGUCGGUGCUGGCGCGGCAGUUGCUCGCACGCGUACCAUCCCGUCAUCGACGUCGCCCUCCUGGAACGAGACCCAGUUUGUUCUCAUCAAGUCGCUCAACGAUGUUCUCAACCUCAACGUUAUGGACUACAACGACAUGCGCUCUGACGCUCUCCUCGGCACUGUCAACCACGAGCUCGUCACUCUCGGCGAGGAUGCCGAGCAGGACGGCAUCGUUGGUCGCAUCUUGAACACCGGCAAAGACCGUGGCGGGAUGCGCUACAACCUGUCCUACUACCCGGCUAUCCUCCCAGAGAAGAACCCCGACGGCACUUUCGAGCCUGUUCCCGACAUCCCCUCCGGUAUCGUGCGUCUUGAGAUCCUCCAGGCUAAAGACUUUGGUCUCCACAACGACAUCAGCGCCAAGGCUCUCAUCUACCUUGGCAAGGGCAAGUCGCCUAUCCACGAGACCAAGGUCAUCAAGAAGAACGCCUCGCCCGCUUGGAGCGACCACGUCGAGUUCAUCUGUGCCGAUAAGAACGCCUCCGUCGUAACCGUCCGCAUCAUCGACACCAGAUCUGAGCGCGAGAUCGGCCGCGCCGCCAUUCGCGUUGCCGACAUCCUUGAGGGUAAGGAGAAGGGCGAGGACUGGUUCCCGCUUGCCAACUCGAGAGCUGCCAAGAUUCGUCUCACUGCUGCCUUUAAGCCUGUCAACCUCCCCGGCUCCAUCGACGGCGCCAGCUCGUACGUCCCUCCCAUCGGUGUUCUCCGUGUCCACCUCAAGAAUGCCGUCGACGUCAAAAACGUCGAGGCCAUGGGCAAGUCGGACCCGUACGCCAAGGUCAUGAUCGGCUCGAAAGUCUUUGCUCGCACCGAGGUCUGCGACGACACCCUUAAUCCCAACUGGGACCAGAUCGUCUACGUCCCGGUUCACAGCCUCAAAGAGAAGGUCAAGAUUGAGCUCAUGGACUACCAGAACAUCGGCAAGGACCGCAGCCUCGGUAGUGUCUCCUUCAACGUCUCCGACAUGGCCGUGGAGAACCCGAACAACGUUGCGUACCCUUUCGAAUCUACCGGCCGCGCUUCGCUCUCCGAGCGCAUCUUCCUCGGCAAGAACAACCAGUUCAAGGGGACUCUGAACUUCGACGUCGACUUCAACCCGGCCAUGGAGCUUCGCGGCGGUGUGUCUUUCGAGCCCGUGACAGACGACGUUGAGGAGGCUGCUAAGUCUGCUGCUGGCGUUAACGGCAACUCGCCCAACGGCACGACCAAGGCGGAGGGUGCCACGGAGACCCUCAAGGACUCGCCUACCGACACCAAGGCUACACUCAAGGACAAGGACGGCAACCCAAUCAAGGAGGAAGAUGCUCCGCCACCGGCGCCCGAGAAGGGCGUUGUCCUGACCCGGGAAAAACUGUUCCAGUCGCAGUCGGGUGUCCUCGCUUUCCAAGUCAUCGAGGGAACGCUCGCACGCAAGGGUGCUGUCGAGGUUCUCUUUGACGACGGCUACUGGCCUGUCUACGCCUCUGAACGUGCUCGCAGCGCUCACCAGCGCUGGGACCAAAUCGGUGAGGGUUUCGUCCGCGAGCUCGACUUUGGCAGAAUCUGGCUCCGCAUCAACGCCAACGAUGACGAUGACCACGAGGACAUUGUGGCCGAGGUCCAGAUGGGAACUCGCGAAUUCCUCGACCAAGCCCUGGACAAGGAGGCAACCUUCGUUCUCUCGGACCCUAAGGGCGGUGGAGGCUGCAGCUCGAUCAAGAUGAGCGCGCGCUACAUUCCCGUUGAGAUCCAACUCGCAGCACGCGAGAGCAUGAAUGACCAGGGCAUGCUCUCUUUCACCCUUGUGAGCGGCAAGAACCUCAAGGGCGUGGACCGCAGCGGCAAGUCCGACCCCUACGUCUCUUUCGUUCUCAACAACGUCAAGGUGGCCAAGUCGGAGACAAAGAAGAAGACCCGUGACCCGCAGUGGAACGAGCAGUUCGAAACGGUCGUCCCUUCGCGUGUUCGCGCGAAGUUCGUCGCCCAGGUGAACGACUGGGACCGUGUCGGUAGCGCUACCCCCAUGGGCGACGCUAUCAUCGACCUUGCCGCCAUGGAGCCGUUCCAGCCGUCCAACAUCGAUGUUCCAGUCGUCCACAACGGCGAGAACGUCGGCACCCUCCAACUCCACAUGAUCUUCCGGCCCACGAUUAUUGCUCGCCGCAGAACCAACACGAACGCCUUCGCUGGUGCCGGUAGAGCCGUUACCAGCAUCGGUGGCGCGGCUCUCGGUGCGCCCGUGGCUCUUGGUAAGGGCGUUGUCCAUGGUGGCGGUGCCGUUGUCUCGGGCGUCGGCCGCGGUGUUGGCACCGUUGUCGGCGCACCCGGCCGCCUCUUUGGCAGGAGCAAGAACCGCUCGUCGUCGGUCACGCAGAACCAGCCGCAGGAGAUCCUGCGCGAGGAGGACGAGAACCGGGCCAUGGGAGGUUCGCAUCUCGCUGUACCGGGCUACGACGUGGGUCAAGGUCAGGCUCCCCAGGCCACGGCGGGACAGAUCUCGGCUCCUGCUGGAAUGAGCGGUGACAUGAUGCCUGUCGGUGAGGAGGCCACUACCCUUCCUCCUGGUGCAGGCGAGGCGCCCCAGGAGCCCGGCACUCUUAUCGUCUCCGUCCUCAGUGUCAAGGACGUCCAGCCGCAGGGCUCGCACUCGGCCUCGGCACUGAAACCAUACGUCACAGUCCGUGUUGGCAACAAGUCGCACAAGACCGACCAUGUCAAGGGCACCGAGGGUGACUUCAACGAAACAUUCAACUUCAAUCUUCCUCUGGGUACUACGGAGCUCUCCCUCAGCGUCUUCGACAAGCACACUCUAGGCAAGGACACCGAGUUAGGCGAGGCGACUGUCGACAUCUGGCGCCACCUGCAGCCGGCUAUCCCCACCGCCGAUGUCUUCGUUGAGCUCACCCAGGGUUCUGGUCAGGUCAAGCUCCGUCUCGACUGGCAGGCGGGCAUGCUCCAGCGCGGCAUGUCUCGCAUGCGCAGUCGCACCCCUAGUGUGAGCUCCAAGCAAGGCAUCGUGCCCGAGACUCCGCGCUCGAGCAGGUUUGCCAUGACCCCUACCAAGAGCACUGCCAACGGCCAGGGCCCCCAGUAA
Cutaneotrichosporon cavernicola is the source of this 4830-nucleotide messenger RNA. RefSeq lists its product as uncharacterized. The transcript is spliced from 10 exons. The coding region runs from base 1 to 4830 and encodes 1609 amino acids. Lineage: Eukaryota; Fungi; Basidiomycota; Tremellomycetes; Trichosporonales; Trichosporonaceae. The record is from RefSeq and is a predicted model, not a curated record. Gene Ontology annotation, molecular function: lipid binding.